Aspergillus bombycis is the source of this 1470-nucleotide messenger RNA. Its product is annotated as cellulose-binding protein. Lineage: Eukaryota; Fungi; Ascomycota; Eurotiomycetes; Eurotiales; Aspergillaceae. Gene Ontology annotation, molecular function: hydrolase activity, hydrolyzing N-glycosyl compounds. The coding region runs from base 1 to 1470 and encodes 489 amino acids. The transcript has 2 exons. The record is from RefSeq and is a predicted model, not a curated record.
AUGGCGCUCCUAACCCAUCUAUUAGUAUUAUAUGCAUCAUGUCUCACUCUCGUCCCUGCCCUAAUCGUCAAUUCCUUCCCCAAUAAACCACGAGUCUUCGUCCUCUCGGACAUCUCCAAUGAACCGGAUGACGCCCAGUCACUCGUUCGAUACCUCACGUACAGUAACCAGUUCCAGACGGAAGGCAUCGUGGCCACGACAUCAACCUGGCUGAAGAACGAGACCGACCCAGAGGCCAUGUUCGACAUCAUCGACGCAUAUGAGCAGGUCGUCGACAAUCUGAACCACCAUGCGCCAGCGGAUUCCCAGUAUCCUUCCGCAGAGCAUAUGCGCAGUCUAGUCCGCGCAGGAUCUCCGGUCUUUGGUAUGGCCGCCCUAGCCCCCAACGCGACCUUCAGCGCUGGGGCCGAGCUCCUCCUCGACCGCAUUCAGGCCGCCGCAAACAGCAGCUCCCCCCUCUGGGUCCUCGCCUGGGGCGGCACCAACGUCCUCGCGCAAGCCCUCGUCAAACUCCACAAGGACAACUCCCCAGACAAAGCCGCUGCCCUCCGACAGAACCUCCGCAUCUACACCAUCUCCGACCAGGACGACACAGGCGCCUGGCUGCGCCAGCAGUGGCCAGAUCUAUUCUGGAUCAACUCCAUCCACGGCUGGAACCAGUACGGCAUGUCUGCCUGGGUCGGGAUAUCGGGCGAUGAAUUCUAUGGUGUCGACAAGGGCGGCGCAAACAGCACCCUGGUAAGCAACGCCUGGAUCAAAGAGAACCUCCAAAUCGGGACCUUGGGUGCCGCAUACCCGGAUGUGGCAUUUACCAUGGAAGGGGAUACGCCGUCGUUUCUCUAUCUCAUUCAGAAUGGACUGGGGGUGUCGGAGCACCCCGAGUAUGGGUCGUGGGGCGGUCGGUAUCAGUUGGUGACUCCCAAUCAGAACGGACUAGGUUUCAGGCAUUAUGCGGACGUGCAGGACCAAGUGGUGGGUCUUAAUGGGGACACGUUCAAGUCGAAUAAGGCGACGAUUUGGCGGUGGCGGGAUGCGUAUCAGCAUGAUUUCGCGGCGCGCAUGCGCUGGACGUUGACGGAUGAUGUGACAAAGGCUAAUCACCAUCCCCUGGUGAAGGUGAACGGGAGUUCGGGCUUGGAGCCUGUCGAUGUUUAUGGGGUUGCUGGCUCGGAGGUUAUCGUGGAUGCUGGUGAGUCGGUGGAUCCGGAUGGGGAUGAGUUGACCUUCAACUGGAUUUAUUAUCCUGAGCCCAGUACCAUUAACGGGGCCCCGGAUGUCAACGUUACGACUUUUGGGUCGCGUGGCGAACGUGCCAGGUUGCCGGUUCCGGUUAUCAAUAGGACCUGCGAGGCAGGCAUCGAGCAUUGUGAUCUGUUCCAUUUCAUUCUGGAGGUUAAGGAUUCAGGUUCGCCGCCGUUGACUACCUAUCGUCGAAUCUUGUUGCAUGUUGUUAAGUCCGGCUCCAAGUAG